Messenger RNA from Haliotis rubra (blacklip abalone), 2804 nucleotides. RefSeq names its product protein C10-like. The record is from RefSeq and is a predicted model, not a curated record. The transcript has 3 exons. Gene Ontology annotation, biological process: post-embryonic development. NCBI's taxonomy places the organism in Eukaryota, Metazoa, Mollusca, Gastropoda, Lepetellida, Haliotidae. Bases 208 to 576 code for a protein of 122 amino acids.
UCAAAAUUUAGACACCCAGUCGAUAAAGUAUAGGCUCUUAGUAUAUCAGUUUUUGUCAGUAGCUUUUGGAAGUAAUCAUCACCCCAACCGCUAUUUUAUUUUCUGAAAGACCGUUUGUUUCCGUAGUAUCAGGAAAAUGCAAAUCAGAGUUUAGAAGAACUGAUUAAUUGUGCGUGUUUCAAGCUCCGGUAGUAUCACCUAAUACCAAUGGCGACUUCCAUGCAACAAUUUACGCUUGAGGAUUGUAAAGCCUGCCUGAGUGACCUGCUAGAGGCCUUCAAACAACCAGACAAUGCAGUACGACUAGAGGAAGCACGGGACAAUGCAGGCAAUGACAUGCUGAAGACAAUGCAGAUGUUCUUCCCUGUUGCCACACAGAUUGAGGUUGCUGUGAUUGAAAAAUAUGGCUUCCGCGGAGAUGGAGAUGGUAUUGUGCGUUUCACUCAGGCUGUCAAACACUACGAGCAGCAAGACCCCGAAGUGGCUCAGUUAAACCAGCAACUACGAACCACUCUGAUGCCCCCAGUUCAAGCCCCAACCCCCACUCAGACUAUGGCUGAGAACGGCGCCAGAUAACCCAGCAGUCGUAUCUAGAGAUGUCAGCAGCGGAGAGCUGUUGGCAUGUUGUCUCAGUACUCUCGUACUAUCCAAUAUGCAUGCUUUAAGGCAGACCAGGGUGUGAUAACCUGCAUCCUUGUUGUCAUGUCCACUAUGUUUUUUGGUAUAUUUUCUCUCUGUAGUGGACUAGGUUCCUAAAGGACAACUGCCACUCGGUCUAGUCUUUCCCCCCAGGCAUUCACCAGUCCAUAUCACGAUAAGUGUAGGUGCCAGAAGCUGACUAGGUCAAAUAAUGUAAGGUCGACGUACUAUUGUUUCAUUCACUAGGCAUUUGAUGCUGAAGAAGAGUUUGGGUUAAAUAGUUUGGAUGAAGCUGAGAGAAACUGUGUUCUUUACUCUCCACUCUCUUUGGCUCAGCAUUAAUUUAUAGGGGUUUCCUGUGGAUCAAUUACAUAUCUGGGGGAAACACUAGACAUACCAGCCUAAGCAUUUAUACAACUAUAAAGUUGUUUUCAUAUCAGUAAACCAAUUUUAGUGUGUCUUUGACAAGAUUUUAAUUUGUUCUUUUUAGUGUGCCAUUGACUUCAGUUACCAUGGUAACUUUCAUGUAACAAUGGUUCUAGCUGGAGAUGUCUUAAAUGGCAUCUGUCAAAAGUUUGCUGAACCUGUGGAAAUUAAGAGUGAAAUGUUUCCAUGACAUAAUUUCACAAGCAUCUAUAACAGUCUUGGCAUACCUGCUUUGUAUGUGAAUUGUAUGAGAGCUUGAAAGGGUAGAUAAGGACAGUGAAACACAAUGGCAAUGUGUUGUGAUUAUCAUGCUUUGAUCAUCAUUGUCCUAGAGCUACACAGUAAUUGAUGUCCUGUAAUUAGUAAUCAUUUGAUACCUCAUCUUAUUGUCUGUUUAAUGACAAGCUAGACGUAAAGUAGACAUGCUGUUGAGUGGUCUUAGAAUAUAUUUAGUAAAUGCUACCAGAACAUGUGCUCUGUUGGGCAAACCAGUUUGAAUAUUCUCCUACUCGGUGACAUUGGAUAGGAACUGAAGCUAGAGUUGAACUUAUAAUUGCAGAAUUGUUGCUAUGGUAACUGAAUAAUCCUAUUCCUGAUUGAGUUACCUUGUGCAAAGCAAAUCAGUUUUGGAUUAAAUUUGAAAUUGUCCCAUGUGUAAGAACUGAAGCUAGAUUUAACUUCUAGUAUGCUGAAUGGUUGCUACGGUAACCGAAUAUUCUAAUACUUGGUUGAAUGACAUUGUUCCAAGCAAAUCAAUUUGGGGUUUGAAUUACAUCUGAGAUAGUCUCAUGUGCAAGAACUGAAGUUAGAGUUGAAUGUCUAAUCGCUGAAUGGUUGCUAUGAUAACUGUAAUUUUAAUCAAUAGUUAUAGCUAUGCCCAACAAAUGUCAUAGGUGCUUUUUCGAUGGCUCUGCAGUUCUCAUGUAUUUUACCAUAUUAGCACUAUUGGUGCGUUUUGUAAACAUGUAUUGUUUUGUCACUAAGAUUCAGUGUUUUACAUGCAUACGUUAUUUUCCUGCAAAUAUUUCCGUCAGUAGGGACUUUUCACCCUUUUGUACUUUUGAUAAAUUAUGGAUAUGCAAGAAGAUUCAUAGCUGGAUCAUUGGAUCAUGAGCCAGAUCAUUGGGAGAAGAAGUAUGUUCAAAUUUUCGUUGUGAAAGGUGUGACAUAUUUUUCUUAUGUACAAAGUUUGAGACUGUCCUGCUUAUGCUAAUAUUAAUAUUUUCAUUACUAAACACAAGAUUUGUUAUUUUGAAUACAUUAUGGAGUGAAAUGUCACAUGAUGUCUUGAAAGCCUUGUGUGUUCGCAACAUUGUGUUACAUCUUGAGUAUCAUCUGCUGUGGUUCACAGAUUUUAUCACAUAUCUAUCGCAAUAUCACUAUUAUUCACUGGAUAUAAAACAUCUUUUUAAUUUUUCUGGGCUUUUCAAGGGAAGAAUUGAUAUAAUUUUAUUGAAUUUUAUUGACUUUCCUAACAUGACACAUCUUUAAAUAAGGGUUUUGAAUGUGUACAAUAAGUCAUUUGUCAUGUCAAUGGUGGCAGUAUUGUAAGUAGCAUUGUGUCAACUUACAUAAUGUAACAUUUAUGGGACAUGAUUGUAAUUUAUUCUUUCUCCAGUUGUCUUAUAUUUUCAGAAUCUGACUAUUCAAUGAACAAUGUUUUUCCCCAUGGCUUCUGCUGCAGUGGGAAGGUUCAGAUUACUGUAUUCCAUCUAAUAAAUGUGACAGUAUUCAUCCUC